GCGUCUCAAGGAGGGCACCGCUGUCGUCCAACUGCGGCCGCAGUUCAUUGUCCCUUCACAAGGGAGAGCGGGAUGACCCAUCCCGCGCAGGGACAUCGGCCCGGCCCGGGCAGAUGCACGGACACGGACAGCGAGCCCCACCGCCCCACCCCGACACCGAGCCCCGAGCCCCGCUGCCAGAGAAGUUGGGAGCGGCGCGGGCGCUCGCCUGGCCGGGCAGCCCCAUCCCUCCCUGCCCCCGCAGGGCACGGGCAGCGCCCGCGGCCGCGGGAUGCCCGCGGUUCGCGGAGCAGCGGCGGUGGCGGCGGCAAACACCUACCCGGAGAGCUUCCCAAUCUUCACAAAGCUAAACACAUCCAUCCAUGCGGCCGGCUAGCUCUGCCCGUCACACUCACUCCAGCAGCGGCGGCGGCGGCGGCAGCAGUUCCAUGUCGGGAGAAGGUUGCGUCCAGCGGCAGCAACAGCCCUUGCAAAAAAGCAGGAGCCGGCGGAGACAGCGGCUGCUACCCCCCUCCGGCGGGGAGCUGGGCGUGCAGCAUCUCGCAGGACCGGCGCUCCUCUGCGCGCAGCCCUCCCUCCCCCUCCGCUCCCCCCGCCCCGCUCCCCGCCUGCCCGGCGCUCUGCCGGGGUGAGUCCGGAGCGGAGCGGGCGCGGGGCCGCCCGGCAGAGCGCUGCCCGCAGCCUGUGCUCCGGGAGCCGGGGCGGGAGGCCCCUCUGCAGUACCCAGAGGAGGGAGGCGGCCUCAGGGGGUGCUGAGGAGAGCGCGGGUUUAUCGGGGCGACUCUCCUCCCGCCCGUCCCGGCGUGUCCGCUCCGGGGGCCGAGCGCCGAUCGCCCGCUCCAGCCCGAGGCGGCGCCGCGGCCGCCGGGCCGAGCCCAGGGCUCCCCACAGGGCCGCCCGGAGCCGCGGGGCCGGGAGGGAGGGCGAGGGGCCGGGAUGCGAUGGGCACGGCUGCGGUUCCCCCGGGCAGGGACCGGAGCGCUGAGCGAGAGGGGAAGGGAGCCCUGCCCUCGCACUGGGUGCUCAUCGGUGGCGGACCGAAAUCCACUGCCUGGCUUCUGGCACUGUCCUGUGACCUGUCUACAGAUGCCAGGAAAGAGACCUGAACGAACGGAGUCCUCGUUGUGGCAGGAACAUGGCAAGGCUGGUUUGUGGUAACAUAAUUAAAGUUAAGCAUUCUUCCUACCACAUCUUGUGGAAAAAUGAUAAAUCUAGGGCUCCUGACCCAAAAACAAGAACAGAUACGUUGCCUUAUACUUGUGUCCUGCAUUAGGUUUUAAAUGAGGCACUAGAGUUUAGGUCUCCAUGAGUUUUCUCUGAGUGAGCAGAACAGGAAGGCAGAUGAAAUUCAAAUCCACACAAACUGUGCACUGUAAUACAAUUAUUCUCAGUAUGGGAAUGGAUUUUCUCCACUUAAGUGUUUUCAUUUGUGUGUUUGUUCUCUGAAUGGAUUGAUAUGUGCUUUACUUUGUGCCUUCACAGAGUUUCAGUCUCUUCUGCAGGCUUGCACCUGCACCCUCCCACCAACCAAGAACUUGAAAAAUUACAGUAGAGCUCAACACAUACACUCCUGCAGCCAGAUUAAAACAAUGCACUUUUUUUAAUAUUAAAACUUGUAUUGAUAAGAGAACAAGAAGAACAGGCCGUACUAACACUCAGUGUGAAUUGGGUUUCAAACUAUUCUUUAAAACAAUAGCAGCAAAGAAUGAUUGAUUAUCUAUUUAUAUUGGGAGAACAUUGAACUGCCAGCUAAAAAACACUUGCUGGCCUAGCAUAGAUGUAAAUGGCUUGGGCAUAUUCUGAAACACCAUAUGAAAUAUUUUAUUCUAGUGCAUCAAAAUAUUUAUGUGGUACUUACGUGUACUCUAUUUAUUUAUUGUUAUACUAGGUUUUUUUAAAACUGCAGAACCUGUGCCUGUCAUUCACGCUGCUCCAUUGAUUGGUAAAAGCUACAAAGAUAACACAGUUUCAGCUGGUUAGAAACUGAUUUAUUUAUAAAUCUGUCAUUAUUUAUUUAUAGACUGAGGAGAUAGGCCAGGAUCCUACAAAGCUAAAUGAAGCUGAUGAAAUGAUACACCAUAUAUAAAAUUAAGCACAUAUGUUCCAUAUCAAACAGGGUUCUCAUCUUGAGCACUUCAUGCUUCAAGGUUUCUCACAUAAAGGUGCCUUAAACCAUAGUGGUGAGUGCCAGAGAAAUGAAGAAAUUCUAAGGGGUCACUGGAAUUUCUGUGGUUUCAGGGUCUUUCAGUGGAAAGGCAAAUGUGAUCCUAGGAUAUACUGGCUGAAGUAUUUCCAGCAGAGAUAUGCAGAAAAGCAGAAAGCAUAAGAUCAGAAAUACCAUGCUCAGCUUAUUCAAAAAGUACAUUUAUGAAAAAUGAGAGCAGGUGCAGGAAUGUUAAAGGUAAUGAAGAGUCAGUCUUAUGAAAGUAAAGAGUUUUGCCUAGCAAAACAAUGACUAAGAAGUAAAAAAGAUUGUUGUUUAUAAACAACAGUAUUGUAAACACAGGGUGUGUACCCAAAAUCAUAGGCCUUUAUGAAAGUCAUUAAAAUUUGAAAUGAAGCUGAAAUUAUCUCCUUUCUGUGGCUUUCCAAAGAGAUUCGUGCCAUAUUGCUGUAUUUAUAGUUACUUUUAUAUUUUUGUUUUCCUAGGCAGAAGCUAUUGCGACAUUGCAAAUUUUCCAGAAUGCCUGUGAAGAUACUCUUGGACCAGCCAACAUGCUGGAGGUCCAUUAAUAGCAGUAUCUCAGGAGUCUUGCUCCCAGAUGUGAGACAUGAAAAGAGAGCCUGGACAAGUGUCCUUCCUACUGUGCUAAAUGCUGGUAACCUUUUGGAGCUGUGAAUGUGAAAAUCACGCAUGGGGAAGGAGGCUGGGGUAUGGAGAGUGAACUUUGGUUCAUGGUUCUUUGGCUUCUGCUGUCAUGGCAACUGGAUACAAAACUGUCAGUCUCAUAGUAAAAGAUUAAAAUUUGCCUACCCGAAGAAGCAAAGUGGUGGGCGUUGUUCUGUUUCAAGAGUGAGUGUUGAUAUGUGUAGUUUGGACUGGCUUUGAAGCCAUCAACUGUACAUUGAAAUAAUAUUUGUAUUUAUCUUCAUUUGCAGGAAUAUCAAUUAGACUGUGUCAUGAUUGCACUCUUGCACAUGCAUUCAUAUCUUUCAGUUACUACGGUGGAAUUCUUCUCAAUAACUACUAAAAGUUCAGGAUCCAGCCUCAGUUAGUCAUACCCUACCUUGUGGUGCACAGGUACUUAUCAGUCCAAACCUUCUCUUUCUAGGAAAAGUGACAUAAAUUGCCUUUUUCAGGUCAUUUAUUUUCUUUGUUAACUCCAGUGAAAGGAAGCACAGAUGCCUACCUUUGACUAGAGGACUAAAGUCAGGUGAAGUAAAACCCAUUUGAAUGUGACAAAGGUACCUUUAAACACCGAAUGAGAACAGGCAGCCAGAGACAGCAAACCAACGUGUACUCAGUAUCUCAGUAACAAACAAUAAUUGAACAUGAACAUUCCUAAUCUUAAAGCAGGAAUCUGACAUCAGUUCCUGGCUGAAUUCUUACCUGGCUUUUUACCUUUUUGUUAGAAUAGCAUAGUAAAUACAGCUUUUUGAGGAUGCUUUAUUACCAUGUAAUAUUAUCUUUUUAUUAUGCCUGGCCAGAGUAAUCAAAUUAGGACACUUAAUACUAAUGCUUUGUGUAAUCAUAGAUAUCCUUGUGUAGACUGUGGGCCAGUAAAAGCCUUAAAUUCAUAUAGUAUGGCAGUUCCAUAGGCAUUUUGAGAAGAAGGAAAUCUGUGUCAUUUUAUGAUGCUCCCUGUUCUAAAGGAAAUGGCAGACAUAUGUAAUGCAGACAGGAAUGCUACACUAUCUAAACUUUAAAACCAAGUAAUCUGUAAAACCAGUCACUGUAAAGACUUAAUUUUUUAAAAACCCUAUUUUUUUGGUCCUAGAGAAUCUGAUAUGAAGAUGCAUUGUAUAUAUCUUUACAACUGACAUAAAGGAACUCUUAUUUUUUUGUUCCUGAGUUCUGAGAUUUUUUUUUUUUUCUUCUGAGGCACUAAAUAAACCUCAGAAGAAGAUGAUUUGGGAUUUCCUGGAUACCAAACAGCACAAACAUUUAGCCCUGCAGGUGGACCAAUAGUAAUUCUUGUAAUUUAUAAGAUGCAUCAAAUUUGAUCCCAGAUAAUUUAAAUGAAGACAGGUAGAAUCCUAAACCAAGCACAUAAUAUUUGAAUACUUCUGUAGGUCUCACAAGUUUUUCUCUCACUGAAUUAAAAACUCAUCACUGUAAUUUAUUAAGACUAAUCAAGUAGGGUUUUUAAUUAUUUGGAGUCUUUUAAAAGAUACUUUAAAGUGCUGUGUCUCAUCUUCAAAAUGGUUUAAAUUCAUCAAGUUGGAAUGUUUUUUUUUAGAUAAGAGCUGAAGGUUCUAUGACUUUUCUGCAGCGCUUGAUAUUACUCAUAUCCAAAUGGCAACAAUGUGUAGAGAAAUGUGAUAAUAAAAUCCAUUGAGUAAGGCGGUGUUAAUACAUAGCUGGUGAUGCAAAGUUUUAAGGGAAAAUAUUAUGUCAUUGUGAUCUUCUACUUACAGAUUGAUAUUUCUAAAGAUAGUUGGUUAUGAUUCUGUCAUAAGUCCUGUAAUACUCUGGGUACUUGUAUUUUAAACCAUUGUAUUCUUUUUUUCAGCCUUGAGCCUUUGAAACACAUUUUUUUAGAAUACAUUUCUAUAUCCUGGUGCUUACCAACACUAUACAAUUCUAUAUAAACAUAUUUUAAUCCUUACAGAUUUUCUCCAUGUCUGUAUUUACAGCAUUAUCUAGAAGUCCAUCUGCUUACGUUGAAUCUGUGCACCAGCUUCUACGUGUCAUUUUUGGCACCUGUGUCAAAUAGAGUUUUUUCAGGACUAUUUUAUAAUGACCCAUACAGAGUGCUAAAUCCUGUAUAUUUUCAGUUUUGCUGAAUAAUAUAGUAUGGUGGAUAUGGUAUGUCAAAGUGCAAAAUUAGAUCAUAGAUAGAAAAUUUAAAUCACAGAUAAAAUUUUCUUUCUUGCCAAUUAAGAAAAAAAUCUAGAAGCCUAAAGGAUACUGAAUUGCAUAGAACAAUAUAAGCAAGAAUAUUGCAACGGAUGCAACAAUUCUGCUGAAGCCACACAUAUGUAAUCAAAUCUAUAUAAGCAGAUCUGUUAUCAAGACAGUUAAUAAAAACUACUGGUUGCUAUUAUGAACUGAAAAUUUUGGUAUUUUUUACUGAAAAGGCAGUCUAUUGAACCUGUAGCAUAAAAAAACACCAUUAAAUAGAAUAUUUGUCUAUGCCGCAAUACACAGAUGAGAUCAAGAUAAGGAAGAGGAUCUUAGACAACAUUUUCUACUUUGAUGAAUAAGACAAUGCUAAUGCAUUAGUUAUUUUAAAAUGAAAUUAUCUUUAUUAAAAAUUAUUCACUUUUCUGGAAUGGGUAGGUAUGAAAUAUUCAAAUCAGAAUAUGGAAAGGGCUGUUAUCUACAGUUGCUCUUUUACUGACAAAUGGAACCAAUUCAAGAAAAAGUUAGACAUGCUUAUAAUCAGCCCUAUUCAUGGCUUCACUUAAUCUAAAAUAUAACUUGAAACAAUCACAAAGUUAAGCACAUGUUUAAGUGUUGGUUGAAUAAAUAUAACUUCACAAAUCAUAAUAUAUAGAGAUGAACCAGAAAAAAAGAAAUUUGGAAUGCUAAUGUGCAAGUACCUGUGCUUAAAAUUUAUUUACAAUAAAAGGAAAAUUGAGGAAAAGUAAAAACUCAACCACCCUCUUUCUCAAAGGCAACCCCGAUUCUGCCAUCAGGGCUUUUUUCAUACUUUAAACAAAACCGACUGCAGAAUGAAAAAUUUUUGGCAACUUCAGAGAGUAUGAAUUUCUAAAUUAAUAAAAUGUUAAAAAGCAGGACUACUACUGAAGCCUUUCUAGUACUGUCUGCGACUAAAAUGAUCAAAUAUGUUUUGAAUUUUAAAAAUCAGAGGCAUAUUCAAUUUUUUAUUAAGAUAUCUUCAGAACCAAGGACAAGAUUGUUAUGGUAGAAUUGUAUUGGGGUAGGAAGCCUUUGUUUUUGCUUGCAGUCUGAAGUUUAAAAUAUGUAUUUUAUUAUUAUUCCCAGUAGUAGAUUCUUAUAUUAGUUAUGGAUUAAAAAUUUGCCAGCUUGUCUGUA
Messenger RNA from Taeniopygia guttata (zebra finch), 6163 nucleotides. RefSeq lists its product as uncharacterized. The record is from RefSeq and is a predicted model, not a curated record. NCBI's taxonomy places the organism in Eukaryota, Metazoa, Chordata, Aves, Passeriformes, Estrildidae.